CUUUUCUACACGCGCUCAACGUUUCAGAUAAAUGACAGAUAAAGGUGUCGGAUUGUGCCACCGCAGGUGAGGAGGCGCUGGUUCUGCUGAGGAGGCUCCGGAGGAGGAGUAACUGAUUUGGCGGGUUUCCAGCUGGGCCGCAGACAAACAUGGCUCUGUUUUUCUCCGGGGCCGUUACAAGUUCACCUGUGAAAAGGAGGCGGCCGCUGGCUGAUGGCUCAUUUGAGAGCAUCUCGCUCCUCUCCCCGGACUCCUCCUACUUGUGUUACUCCACCAACCCUGUCACCGGCUCCCCCUGCUGCUGCCGCCGCUCGCCCCGCCUCCUCACCAACGGCUACUACGUCAUGACGGAGGACAGCUUCUCCUGGGACGACGAUGGCAACGUCUCGCUCACGCCCGCCAAAACCAACGUGUCCUACAAGGAGAACCUCGUCAGAAUCUUCCGGCGGAGGCGAAGACCACGCAGGUCUUUGGCGAGCCUGCUGAGCGACAUGACGGAGACCUGUCAGUCGUGGUUGGACGAGAGGGUGUUCGGUGGCGUUUUCACCGCCCCGCCGACCGAGUCCAUGUGGAAGGAGACCACCACCGAGCUGGAGGACAGCUGCAGCUUCACCUAUGACCACACUGAGAUCAUCAGUCCUCCCGGACAAAGUGGCCCCGUCCCUCGAGCCCAUCUUCCAGAGGAAAUUUGCACCGAGACCUCACUCCAGGAGCAGUUCACCCAAGCGCUGGGCGGUCUCUCGGAAGUCCCGCCCACUUCGGCCUUCCAGACCAAAUGCUGUCUGAGCCCACCUCAGCCAUCAGGGUUGACCUCGAUGAAACCGUUCCUUCUCUUCAUCCUCACCAUCUUCAUCUUUACCACCAUACACUCGAGGUGCCUGCUGUGGGGGUUGGCGGUUGCCUCUGCGGUGUUCGUCAUGAUCGUGAUGUUUAUGCUCGUCACCAAGUCGGGCCCGGUGGGCACGUGGAGGAAGGCGAAGACUGAGGACAUCACGUCAAGGAACGAGUGACGGUACAAGACGCCGCUUGUUCUCCAUCUCCUGUGGGUGCAAGCGCACACAUCACGUGUACAUACAUAUGCCUUUGUUUUCUUAAUAGCACAUACAGAAUAGAGUAGUGUGGAAAACAAGGCCUGACGGGAGCGGGCGUGAAACUUGUUUUCCAUUUCCUCCACUAUUUGCAUGGUAGGUUGCACUUAAAUAACCAAGGGACGGUGAGCUCAGUAAGGACCGCCGCCGACGCCUCCGACGCUACCGGGACGAGUUCAAAACCACACGAUGACGAAAUCGUAAUCUAAAUACUUUUCCUGCACUAAAAGAAAAGGGGACCAUGUGGAGACGGGGCUGUAAUUCUUCCCACCGGGUUGGAGAUGGACUGGGGUUAAAGGCCGCGGGUCUGAAACGGACCCUCGCGGCCCGCUCAGUUGUGUGACGUCCCGAAUAACGUCAGCGCGUCCGGCCGAGUCCCUUACAGAGCUCGACGUCGCACAACUUGGAAAGAUGAGUUACCGCACCUCAGCGGCGUAUCCCAGAGGAGGAAGAAGAGUACAUUGACGUCAUCUCAUUGACGUAACGUGUCAGAUGUGUGUGUAUUUCUGCAGCAGCUGCAGGUUUUACCGGCAGCGGCGUAUCUCGGCUCGUUUUGGGCCGUCCAGCAUGACCGGUUCUCAGCCAUUCGGCAGGUAGAAGAAUUCAGGCCCACCGUUUAAAAGGUGACGUAUGAGCAAUAAGCGUCGCCGUUUUCUCUGCGCGUCGGAGAAAACGGCGACUUCCCCUCAACAAAACCCAAACGGACGACACUUCAAGUUAAAAGCCCAACCACCUCAGACUUUGUAAAUAGAGGAGGUGAAAGUGCCGUUUAUUUUCCUGAGAAAACCGGACGAGGGUUUUGUUUCAGAAUGAAAUGAUCGUUCGGCCUCGGGAGCUCUUGAGUUCAUCGGGUUUUGGGAUAUUGGAUCGACCGUACCUCCUCGGGGAAAGAGCGGUCAAGUUAUUUUGCAACAAAACUCUUCGUCGGUCAAGUGCCUUCUUCAUAGUCGCAGCCAGGGCGGUGGCAGUUUAGCUGCCCCGCCUCGUGCCUGACAGAACAGGGCUCUUAUUAAUAGACCGUGCUGAAUCUAGAUUCACCGCGGUACGCAGAACAACACAGGGAGGUCUCCGUGCAGCAAAGGCUGCAGAAAUAUGAAGUUAGCAACAGCCAGACCUGGUUUUAAUGCAUUUGCUGGUAAUUCUCUGUGUUCUCAGUUGUGCUAUGAGGAGCACCAGCGGGGCAGGUUUACAGUUUCACAUUGUCAGUCAAGAUGUCUGUGACAGGAAAUACUGCUGGGCGAUGUGGCCUGUAAAUAAUAAUGCGAUAUUUUUUAGGCUGUAUCGCGAUACCCGAUAUGGUAACACUUUAGUAUGGGGAACAUAAAAAAACUUAAUUACUAGUGAAUUAGUAAUGAUCAAGAUGUCACUUUAGUAUGGGGAACAUAUUCUAAGUAACAAAAACUUAAUUACUAGUGAAUUAGUAAUGAUCAAGAUGUCACUUUAGUAUGGGGAACAUAUUCUAAGUAACAAAAACUUAAUUACUAGUGAAUUAGUCAUGAUCAAGAUGUCACUUUAGUAUGGGGAACAUAUUCUAAGUAACAAAAACUUAAUUACUAGUGAAUUAGCAAUGAUCAAGAUGUCACUUUAGUAUGGGGAACAUAUUCUAAGUAACAGAAACUUAAUUACUAGUGAAUUAGUAAUGAUCAAGAUGUCA
Lampris incognitus (smalleye Pacific opah) is the source of this 2742-nucleotide messenger RNA. It is a transcript of the gene tmem71, whose product is annotated as transmembrane protein 71. The record is from RefSeq and is a predicted model, not a curated record. NCBI's taxonomy places the organism in Eukaryota, Metazoa, Chordata, Actinopteri, Lampriformes, Lampridae.